AUGAUUUUUUCAUUGGAUGAGGAACUUCAUCGUAUGUCACUAGAUGACAAGAAGAAUGAGAUGAGAAUAGAUUAUCCGACAGCGUUAUAUGAUGAUAAUGACAGCAGCGCCAUCGCAGACGGGGAUGAUAAUAAUCAUCUCAGCGUCCAUUCAAACUCCAUUCCGUUCAGCGGUUCUACCCAUAAAAUGAGGAGGAGGUCUUCUGCUUAUUCCAAGUUCCCCAUUCUCACCCCACCUCAUACAAGAAGGUUUUCCAUCACAGGUUCAGACGGCACGCCAAAUGGAAUGCACAAAUUAUCUAUUACACCACAGAAUAUGAUUUCUCCUAAUAUUAACGAAAAUGAAGUGUCAAGAAAUUUACAUGAUUUUAAACCUGUAAGAGUAUUAGGCCAAGGUGCUUAUGGUAAAGUUAUUCUUGUCAAGGACACAAAUACAUCCAAACUCUAUGCGAUGAAGCAACUACAGAAAGCUGAAAUUUUGAUUUCUCCUACAAUAACAGAUUCCAAUAAAGAAAAUGAAGAAAAUAAUAGUGCUGGUAACAACGACAACGAUAACGGAUUAUCAAAGAGGCUGGAGAGAACUUUUGCCGAACGGUCCAUUUUAUCUGAAAUAGAACAUCCCAACAUUGUUAAAUUAUUUUAUUCUUUCCACGAUAACUCCAAACUAUAUUUAUUGUUACAAUAUAUUCCCGGAGGUGAACUAUUUUACCAUUUAAAAGAACAUGGAACUCUAGAUGAAACGACAGUGUCGUUCUACGCGGCUGAGAUCAGUUGUGCUUUGAGAUUUCUGCACACUAAAGGUGUUGUUUAUAGAGACCUGAAACCCGAAAAUUGCCUAUUAAAUCAAAAUGGCCAUUUGGUGUUAACAGAUUUUGGCCUCAGUAAGAAAAGUGCCAAUGAUUCCAUGACUAGUGAGGAGGAUCCAGAAAACGUCAAUACCUUACACUCAAUUAUCGGUACUCCGGAAUAUUGUGCUCCUGAGAUAUUAUCGGGCCAAGCAUAUACUCAAAACUGCGACUGGUAUUCCCUGGGAUGUCUGUUAUAUGAUAUGCUAGUCGGAAAGCCUCCAUACACAGGUAAUAAUCACAAGGUGAUUAUUAAUAAAAUCCAACAAAAUAAGCAAGGCCCAAAAAUCCCUUUCUAUUUAAGCGAAGGAAUGAAAGAUAUGUUAAAUGCACUGUUGAAAAAGGAAACCACUAAGAGGUGGAAUGUUGAUAAAUACUGGGCCAAAAUUGAGACGAAUAACAAAACAACUAAAUCCAAGAAGAAAAAAUCAGGGAGUGUUAGAACAAGCCCCUUCACAGACCAUUUUAUCUUUAGGAAAAUAGACUGGAAACUACUAGAAUCCGGACAAUCACAAAAAACUACUCUGGGGCCCAUUGUCCCCAUCAUUACAAAUCUAGAACUAGCAGAAAAUUUUGACACAGAGUUCACCUCGAUGUCAUAUGAAGAGAAUUAUGCUGACAGCAAACCGAUUAAUAUCAGCUCGGUGAGCAAGUCUCCAGAUAUGUUCAAGGGGUUUAGUUAUAAGGCAAGUGGUAGCUAUUUGGAGAAAUACUUUUAA
Molecule: messenger RNA, 1563 nt
Organism: Saccharomyces eubayanus
Lineage: Eukaryota; Fungi; Ascomycota; Saccharomycetes; Saccharomycetales; Saccharomycetaceae
Gene: YPK3
Product: putative protein kinase YPK3
Exons: 1
Coding region: 1-1563 (520 amino acids)
Biological process (GO): protein phosphorylation
Molecular function (GO): ATP binding; protein serine/threonine kinase activity
Source: RefSeq, a predicted model, not a curated record